AUGGGACAAAUCUUGUCAUGGUUUUCCUCCUUGUUUGGUCAGGAAGAAGUCCGUAUAUUGAUAUUAGGUUUGGACGCUGCGGGGAAGACUACUAUUUUAUAUCGUCUUCAAUGUGGAAAAGUCAUUCCGUCAAUGCCUACUAUUGGGUUCAACAUGGAAGUUGUUGAGUGCGAGAAUGUGAAAUUCAAAGUUUGGGAUUUGGGAGGACAAAGCUCGUUGCGACCAUAUUGGAAAUGUUACUACGAAAAGUGCAGCGCUAUCAUUUUUGUUGUGGACUCGACAGACAAGGAGCGACUUUCCAUCGCUAAAGAUGAACUCCACUCAAUGCUUAGCGAACCUGAACUGAAAGAAACCAUCAUCGCAGUUUUCGCAAACAAACAAGACAUGGCGGGCGCUUUAACUUCCGCAGAGAUUUCCGACAAAUUAAUGCUCCACACUAUCAAGUCACACACUUGGAAUAUAUUCAACACUAGUGCCAUCACUGGAGCCGGUUUAGAGCCCGGAUUGAAGUGGGUUGCCAACCAAAUCAAGGCCAAACACUGA
Molecule: messenger RNA, 543 nt
Organism: Entamoeba invadens IP1
Lineage: Eukaryota; Evosea; Mastigamoebida; Endamoebidae
Product: ADP-ribosylation factor, putative
Exons: 3
Coding region: 1-543 (180 amino acids)
Biological process (GO): vesicle-mediated transport; intracellular protein transport
Cellular component (GO): Golgi apparatus; cytoplasm
Molecular function (GO): GTP binding; GTPase activity
Source: RefSeq, a predicted model, not a curated record